Chrysoperla carnea is the source of this 1227-nucleotide messenger RNA. RefSeq lists its product as uncharacterized. NCBI's taxonomy places the organism in Eukaryota, Metazoa, Arthropoda, Insecta, Neuroptera, Chrysopidae. The transcript has 3 exons. The record is from RefSeq and is a predicted model, not a curated record. Bases 1 to 1227 code for a protein of 408 amino acids.
AUGGACAAAUUAAUUACAAACGAUAUUUGUGUAAAAAUUGUACAACAAUGUGAUCCAGACAAUAUCAAUGUCCUGAACAAUAAUAUACAAAUCGAAAAAAUUCAUAUAAGAAAAUUUAGUGAUGAACAAAAAGGUUUUAUGGGUGAACAUUUUCAUUUAGAAAUUUUUACAAACGAUAAAAAAAGUUAUACAUUUUUUAUUAAAUCGAAACCGAUAUCAUUACCAAGUUUUGAAGCAUAUGUGAAUGAACUUGGAAUAUUUAAGAAAGAAAUUAAAAUAUUUGAAACACUGUUAGAAACAUUACGAAAAUUUAGUGUAACAAGAGCAUGGUGCCCGAAAUCAUAUUAUAUAUUUGAAAAUGAUGGAAUUAUUAUGGAAAAUUUAAUGCGAAAAGGUUACAAAACGUUAAAUCAUCGUGAAUAUUUUACGUAUAAUCAAUUAAAAUCAUUUAUAAAAACAUUAGCUGCAUUUCAUAGUACAUCAAUUAUUUAUGAAGAAUUAACACGAAAAAAUACAAAUAUGAAAAAUUUUAAAUUAUCUGAUAAGUAUGCACAUUUUUUAGACGAAAGUGCUUAUCAUAAUGAACAGACACAUGUUCGUUCAAAAUGGCUAAUAAGCAACACCGAAGCGUUUUUAACAUGUGCAAAAGAUUUAAAGAUCAUAAAACCAGAAUACGAGCAACAAAUACGUAAUUUAUUAAUGGAUUUACCUGAUCGUAUGAAAUCUGCUAGAAAAUAUCGUGAAGUUAUGAAUCAUGGUGAUUUGUGGUGUAAUAACAUGAUGUUUUGUGGCGAUGAAAAAGAUGCUAAUAAUUUAAAAUGUUUAUUUGUUGAUUUUCAAUUUUGUCGUUAUUCGAGUCCUGCACAAGAUCUUAUGCUUACAUUAUACACAACGACAAAUCGUGAAUUUCGUACAAAAUACUAUGAACAUUUUGUAAAUAUGUACUACGAUGCAUUAACGACCGAAUUAAAAAUGUAUUCGUUAAAUAUUAACGAAUUAUAUUCAAAAAAUGAUUAUUUACAAUCAUGUAAAGAAUAUCAAAAAAUUGGUAUACUUGAAGCUACGUUAUUUACAAUGUUAGUAUUCUUUCGACCAGAAGACAUUGAUCACAUGUAUUUGAAUGAAAGCGAUUUUUGGAAAUUUAAUUUAGAUACAUUAGAGGAAAUUGUAAGGAAAUAUGAAAAGAAAUGGAAAGGGAAAUGGUACAGGUUGACGGAAAAUUAUUGA